CCACUUGAUUCAGCCCGGCAGCGGCUUGUGCGCUUGUGGCUCAAGAGUCUCGAGUAUGUUCCUGCCUUAACAUCUAUGCGAGCUAUCUUUCUCGUGUGUAGGCAUGGUUUAGGCUUAGGGUUCUACUCUUAAGAGCACAAGUUCUGCGUCGGCUUUCAUCACCGUCACGCCAAGUCAUUUACUUUACACACAACAACUAUAUACAAGACCCAACAUGGCUCGCUGUCAUUCCAGCAUGCUGGGAAACUUUACACCAGGUCGAAAUGCGCCACUUCCGCGACUCUCACGCUUGCUUACCUUACACCUAUCAUUUCUGCUAGCUACGUACAUGCAUUGCCAAGCAGCACGGGUGUCAACGGGGCUGGGCGCCCUCACGACAUUCGGCGGGCGCGGCGAGCUGGCGCUUGAGAAGGCGCAUUUGCCGGCCUCGCUCAAACGUUUCAUAGAGCUGGUACCCAAGGCCGAGCUGCACGUGCACGUGGAGGGCGCGCUGGAGCCGGAGCUGAUGCUGGCGCUGGCGGCCCGCAACGGCCUGCCGCCGCCCUACCCCUCCGUGGAGGCCGCCAGGGCCGCCUACCACUUCGCCGACCUGCAGUCCUUCCUGGACCUCUACUACGCCGGCUGCGCAGUGCUGCGGACCCAGAACGACUUCUACGACCUGGCCAUGGGCUACUUCAGGCGAGCCGCCGCGGAUCGGGUGGUUCAUGCCGAGGUGUUUUUCGACCCACAGACGCACCUUGCCAACGGCCUGGACUGGUCGGUGUUCAUGCCCGGGUUGGCGCGGGCGGCGGAGGACGCGGCGGCUCAGCUGGGUCUGAGUGCCGCCUACAUCAUGUGCUUCAGGAAGGAGAUGUCCGCCGCCUCCGCCAACGACACGCUCACCGGCGCCCUGCCCUGGCUGCUGCCGGGUCCCACGGGUCACUCCGCCAUCAUCGGCGUGGGGCUGGACAGCACAGAGCUAGGCAACCCGCCGGCCAAGUUCGCAGAAGUGUUCGAGCGGGCUGCUCGCCUGGGUCUACAGCGGGUGGCGCACGCGGGCGAGGAGGGGCCGCCCGAGUACGUGUGGGAGGCCCUCAAUGUGUUGCACGUGCGGCGAGUAGACCAUGGCGUCCACAGCCUGGAGGAUGCCGCGCUCAUGUCUUUCCUCAACGCCAGCCGCACCCCCCUCACCGUGUGCCCCCUCAGCAACCUAAAGCUCAAAGUGUACGACGGGCAGUUGGAGGCGCGGCUGAGUCAGCUGGUAGCCUCGGGCUUAGUCAUCACGGUCAACAGCGAUGACGCAGCUUACUUUGGCGGUUAUGCCGUUGCCAACUACAACUACUUGGCCCGGGUCACGGGGUUGGGUGUGGAGCAGGUGGCGCGCCUGGCUGCAAACAGCUUUGAGGCCUCGUUCUUCCUGGGGUCUCCGGGCCCGGGUGGCGAGGCGCGGCGGGCGGCGCUGUUGGCGGAGGUGGCGGCGCUGGCGGCGCGGGCGAUGGAGGAGGAGAAGGCGGAGAAGCGGCGGCAGUAGCAGAAAGUGGCGGCAGGUACUGGCAGCCUGUAGCAGGUAAUGGCAGGCUGUAGCAGGUUAUGGCAAGCUGUAGCAGGUGAUGGCAUUCCACACUGCACGGCCCCAGCUGCGUUGGCUGCAAGGCUGCUGCGGUAGCUAGUCUUAGGAAGGUUUGGCGGGCGGUGCCUGUGCCCAGUGCCCCCGGCUAUGUCCGGUGCUACGUGGCGUGGGCGCAGUCUACGUUUCCCGUGAGAGGCAGAGCCACCUUUCUUGUCAAGCUCGGUGCUAAAACAGUGCCGGUGCGGUGUGAAGGUACUGUACGUGAUACAGGUUCUGAAGCUUCUGGCGUGGUAUGCGGUGUGCGCCGCUGCUUCUUGCGUGGUGUACGGUAUGUCGCACUGUGAUUGAAUAUGCGCGUCGGCCUUGCUUGUCAGCGUGUGUAUGGGGGGCCUGGUGUACGUUUGAACGCCGUGGGCAACAAUUCAUGGGCUGCAACGUGGCAAUUUAGCGUGUUACGGGAGAUGCUGCAGUGAAUUCUUAACAGCUGCGCGGACAGUAGGGGUUUUGCCCCCACCCUGAAAUUUGAAACUGAAGGGGCUCGA
Chlamydomonas reinhardtii is the source of this 2091-nucleotide messenger RNA. RefSeq lists its product as uncharacterized. The transcript is spliced from 11 exons. The record is from RefSeq and is a predicted model, not a curated record. NCBI's taxonomy places the organism in Eukaryota, Viridiplantae, Chlorophyta, Chlorophyceae, Chlamydomonadales, Chlamydomonadaceae. Gene Ontology annotation, cellular component: cytosol. Gene Ontology annotation, biological process: hypoxanthine salvage; adenine catabolic process. Gene Ontology annotation, molecular function: adenine deaminase activity. Bases 329 to 1510 code for a protein of 393 amino acids.